AUGGCCCACUCUGCAAUCCCACUCACUCAUGGCAAGCAUGAUAUGCUUGACCAGGUCUCGCAACUUAAUGGCCGAACAUUUAGCGACGACCCGGUCAUUGCUUACAUGCUCCUUGAUAUGUCCAGAGAAGAGCGACAUGCGUAUUUACCGACUUAUUGGUCUGUUUUCGUCAAGUCAGCCUUGCUGAAUGACGCGGUGAUCACAGAGGCCGACGGCUGGAAAUCCGCAGCCGUGGUCCUUCCACCUGGUAAGAAAGUCGAUAAUACGUGGACAUUGUUCUCGUCUGGGUUUGGAGGUGUGUUGUGGAAAAUGGGGUUCUCUGGUCUCAAGGUACGGAAGGGUGCAAUGGGAGAAUCUUUCAAGCGACUGUUCUCCAACUUCUUGGGCAUGACCGAUAAUGCGAAGAAGAUUGGUCUUCGGGGUCAACAGCGAUAUUAUUACAUAUUCACUAUCGGCACCGAAACCGAGCAUCGCGGCAAAGGACUUGCAAGGGCCAUCAUACAAGAUUAUAUGAGGAAGGCACAAUUCGAGAAUCUUCCAAUAUGGCUUGAAGCUACAACUCCAAACUCACGAAAGCUAUAUCUGUCCCUUGGGUUCGAGGACGUCGAGAAAAUCGUCUUGGGCAAGGGCAAAGUCGACGAUCAGGCUCAACUGCAGUGCGAAGGCUCCGGAGUGCCUCUUUGGGCGAUGAUUUGGUGGCCCUCGCAGUCUACGGCUGAAGCGUCUUCUUCGGCUUAG
Messenger RNA from Penicillium diatomitis, 738 nucleotides. Its product is annotated as GNAT family N-acetyltransferase. Gene Ontology annotation, molecular function: acyltransferase activity, transferring groups other than amino-acyl groups. Lineage: Eukaryota; Fungi; Ascomycota; Eurotiomycetes; Eurotiales; Aspergillaceae. The coding region runs from base 1 to 738 and encodes 245 amino acids. The record is from RefSeq and is a predicted model, not a curated record. The transcript is spliced from 4 exons.